Molecule: messenger RNA, 1410 nt
Organism: Lachancea nothofagi CBS 11611
Lineage: Eukaryota; Fungi; Ascomycota; Saccharomycetes; Saccharomycetales; Saccharomycetaceae
Source: the annotation of a GenBank genome assembly
AUGCCUUACGCCUUAUCGGAAUCCCACAAACAGCUCGUGUCCACGCACUUGAGCGAAUCGGACCCUGAGGUCGAACAGAUCAUCAAGGCUGAGAUUGAGAGACAAAAGCACUCGAUCGUGUUGAUCGCGUCCGAGAACUUCACCUCGACCGCUGUUUUCGACGCCUUAGGAACGCCCAUGUGCAACAAGUACUCGGAAGGGUACCCAGGCGCCCGUUACUACGGUGGUAAUGAGCAGAUCGACAAGAUGGAGCUACUGUGCCAGGCCAGAGCCCUAAAUGCGUUCGGCCAAUCUCCAGAGAAGUGGGGCGUUAACGUCCAGACCUUGUCGGGUUCGCCAGCCAACUUGCAAGUCUACCAGGCCCUCAUGAAGCCUCAUGAGAGAUUGAUGGGUUUGUUUUUACCAGACGGUGGCCAUUUGUCUCACGGCUACCAAACCGAAACCAGAAAGAUUUCCGCGGUUUCCACAUACUUUGAGUCCUUCCCAUACAGAGUCGACCCAAAGACCGGUAUCAUCGACUAUGACACUUUGGAGCAAAACGCCAUCUUGUACAGACCAAAGAUCCUUGUGGCCGGUACCUCUGCCUACUGCCGUCUCAUCGACUACAAGAGAAUGAGAGAAAUCGCCGACAAGGUCGGUGCCUACUUGAUGGUUGACAUGGCCCACAUCUCCGGUUUGGUCGCCGCCGGUGUCAUUCCAUCGCCUUUCGAAUACGCUGAUAUCGUCACAACCACCACUCACAAGUCCUUGAGAGGUCCUCGUGGUGCCAUGAUCUUCUUCAGAAGAGGCCUAAGAUCCGUCAACCAAAAGACCGGUAAGGAAGUGUUGUACGACUUGGAGAACCCAAUCAACUUCUCUGUCUUCCCAGGCCACCAAGGUGGUCCUCACAACCACACCAUCUCUGCUUUGGCCACCGCUUUGAAGCAAGCUGCCACCCCAGAGUUCAAGGAAUACCAAGAACAAGUCUUGAAGAACGCCAAGAUUCUAGAAGAAGAAUUCAAAAAAUUGGGCUACAGACUGGUUUCUGAUGGUACUGAUUCUCACAUGGUUCUAGUCUCUUUGAGAGAAAAGGGUGUUGAUGGUGCCCGUGUUGAGUACUUGUGUGAAAAGAUCAACAUCGCUUUGAACAAGAACUCGAUUCCAGGUGACAAAUCCGCAUUGGUUCCAGGUGGUGUACGUAUCGGUGCUCCAGCCAUGACCACUAGAGGUUUGGGUGAACAAGACUUCGUCAAGAUUGUCAGCUACAUCGACAAGGCCGUUCAAUUUGCUUUCAACGUUCAACAAUCUUUGCCAAAGGAAGCCAACAGACUAAAGGACUUCAAGGCCAAGGUCAACGAACUUUCUGGCGAGCUAGAGCCUCUCAAGAAGGAAAUCUACUUGUGGGCCGGUGAAUACCCAUUGCCUGUGUAA